Messenger RNA from Penicillium soppii, 3774 nucleotides. Its product is annotated as aminophospholipid-translocating P4-type ATPase NEO1. Gene Ontology annotation, molecular function: ATP hydrolysis activity; ATP binding; ATPase-coupled intramembrane lipid carrier activity. The transcript has a single exon. The record is from RefSeq and is a predicted model, not a curated record. Gene Ontology annotation, cellular component: plasma membrane; trans-Golgi network; endosome. The coding region runs from base 1 to 3774 and encodes 1257 amino acids. NCBI's taxonomy places the organism in Eukaryota, Fungi, Ascomycota, Eurotiomycetes, Eurotiales, Aspergillaceae. Gene Ontology annotation, biological process: phospholipid translocation; endocytosis; retrograde vesicle-mediated transport, Golgi to endoplasmic reticulum.
AUGCCUCCCUCGCCCGAAUACGAACACCCCCUGGACUACACUGAUGCGCCGGACGACCUCACGGAGUCGGAUGACGACUUGGACCUAGAAGAGCUAGAUCCCAGUACAACAUCACCUCAACAAGCUCGUGAAUCUCAGGACUACACCGGCCGGAAACGAAGCUAUGGACCGGGCAUCGCGCUACGUAACUUGCGUGUCGGAGCCGGCAGUCGAUGGAGGCGCAGUGCGUCGGGGCGUGGGGAUUUCGACGACGACACUGAUGCGCUGUUGCAAAGCCCAGAAGAUCAAGAUGUGCGAGACUCGCAUGCAAGCUCUCGGAAUUUGGAAGAGGACGGUAUACCGCUAUUAGACCGCCGCGCCUCCACUCGAGAUCUCGGCGAUCAGCCUCCCAAGAAACGUGGUCUUUUGCGAUUCCCAUUCAAAACACCCAGCUUUUGGCGAGGAAAAUCCAUUCGGCUUAGAUCCAAUGAUAACGAGUACGCAAACCAACCUCCUCGCGAAGUUCUGGUUGGGCAGUACCAGGCUGCCAAAUACCCAGCAAAUGUGGUCUCAAACGCAAAAUAUACACCGUGGAGUUUCCUACCCAGGACUCUCUACAACGAAUUCUCUUUCUUCUUCAACAUAUACUUCCUGUGUGUGGCUUUGUCACAGGUUAUUCCGGUGCUACGAAUUGGUUACAUGUCAUCUUACAUCGCUCCUUUGGCUUUUGUGGUCUCAAUAUCGCUGGGCAAAGAAGCACUUGACGACAUUGGACGCCGAAGAAGAGAUGCCGAGGCCAAUGCAGAGGAAUAUUGCACUGUCACAGUGGGCAGGAAUAAUCCGAUGGAAGUUAUCAAAAAGUCUCGAGACUUGAAAGUUGGCGACAUUCUCAAAGUUCGCAAAAAUCAGCGUUUGCCCGCCGAUGUGGUCAUUCUCAAGAGCAUUUCGAAUGACUCCGCUUCUCCCCGUCAAUCUCUCGCCGAGGAGCCUGCUCCGCAAGAACCUACCGAUUUGCUUGAGUCAGGCCAGGGGUCUUCCGAGUCAGCAGCCAACACCGCUCUAACUGGCGCUCCUGGUGCAGAAGAUUCAUCUGCUGGUGACACUUUCAUUCGGACCGAUCAACUAGACGGUGAAACAGAUUGGAAGCUCCGGCUACCGUCGGUACUAUCGCAAUCGAUACCUUUGGCUGACUUCGGUCGACUCCAGAUCACGGCCAGCGCGCCCGACAAGAGAGUCAACGAAUUUGUUGGAACCAUUGAAUUGGGAGCGCCCACCAGCUUCUAUGAUGCCCACGUUGACAAAUCAUCCGGCUCUACAAACAACGGGCCAGCUCCUGGAGAAAAUCAGUCCGCUCCAUCGGCGCCUCUGACCAUCGAUAACACUGCUUGGGCUAACACUGUCCUUGCAUCAAAUACAAUCACCUACGCCGCCAUCAUCUACACGGGAUCUCAAACCCGUGCUGCACUGUCGACAUCAGCCUCUCGAUCAAAGGUCGGUCUGCUUGAAUAUGAAAUCAACAACCUUACCAAAAUUCUCUGCAUUCUCACGCUUACCCUCUCAAUCAUUCUUGUCGGGCUGGAGGGCUUCCAACCAACCAAUGACAAGAAGUGGUACGUCGCAAUAAUGAUCUACCUCAUCCUCUUCUCCACAAUUAUCCCCAUGAGUCUUCGGGUCAAUCUAGACAUGGCCAAGUCGGUGUACGGGCGAUUCAUCGAGCGCGACAAGGACAUCCCGGGAACAGUCGUCCGUACCAGCACCAUUCCCGAGGAUCUGGGGCGAAUUGAGUACCUUCUUUCAGACAAGACCGGAACAUUAACUCAAAAUGAGAUGGAGCUGAAGAAAAUACACGUUGGCACUGUGUCAUACGCAAAUGAGGCUAUGGACGAAGUUGCCUCUUUCAUACGUCAAGGUUUUGCGGGUAACGCCUUGACUACGCCUUCAACUGUUUUUGGAACUCAAGCCGGCCAUGCCACGGCACCUCGGUCAAGGAGGGAAAUCGGUUCGCGCGUUCGCGACAUCAUCCUAGCACUUGCUCUGUGUCAUAACGUCACGCCAACCACCGAGGAUGAAGAUGGCCAGAAGGUAACGAGCUACCAGGCAUCGUCUCCGGAUGAAAUUGCUAUUGUCCGGUAUACCGAAGAGGUUGGGCUCAAGCUCGCUUAUCGAGACAGGCAGAGCAUCGUGUUGGAAUCUACCGACUCCAAGCAAGUCGUGGUCCGUGUCAAGAUUCUCGAUAUCUUCCCAUUCACCUCUGAGAGUAAACGCAUGGGGAUCAUUGUCCAAUUUCAACAAGACGAAAGCGUUCUGGAGUCUGGAAAAGAUGACAGCGAGAUUUGGUUCUAUCAAAAGGGUGCUGACACUGUCAUGACAUCUAUCGUCGCGGCAAAUGACUGGCUGGAUGAGGAGACUGCAAACAUGGCUCGAGAGGGCUUGCGAACGCUUGUCGUUGGACGCAAGCGCCUCUCAACACAGCAAUAUCAAGAUUUCUCUGCCAAGUACCGACAAGCAUCAUUGUCUCUCCAAGGCCGAGAUGUAGGAAUGACAAAGGUCGUGAGUGAAUACCUGGAACAAGACUUGGAGCUUUCUGGUGUCACUGGUGUGGAAGAUCGGCUGCAGCGUGAUGUUAAAUCGUCACUUGAGCUCCUGCGCAAUGCAGGCGUCAAGAUCUGGAUGUUAACUGGUGAUAAGGUGGAGACCGCGCGGUGUGUCGCCAUCUCAGCCAAAUUAGUUUCCCGGGGCCAGUACAUCCACACCGUCACCAAAGUCACAGACAAGUCAACCGCCCAAGAAGCGCUCGACUUUCUGCGCAACAAAACCGACUGCUGUCUACUCAUCGAUGGCGAGUCCCUCAACCUCAUGCUCGGCCAAUUCCGAACCGCAUUCAUUUCCGUCGCGGUGCUCCUCCCCGCAGUGAUAGCAUGCCGAUGUUCACCAACCCAAAAGGCCGAGAUCGCAGACCUGAUCCGCCAGCACACCAAAAAGCGCGUCUGCUGCAUCGGCGACGGCGGCAACGACGUCUCCAUGAUCCAAGCAGCCGACGUCGGAAUUGGUAUCGUCGGCAAAGAAGGCCGACAGGCCUCCCUCGCCGCCGAUUUCAGCAUCACUCAAUUCCACCACCUCACCAAGCUUCUGGUCUGGCACGGCCGUAACUCAUACAAGCGCUCCGCCAAACUAGCCCAGUUCAUUAUGCACCGCGGCCUGAUCAUCAGCGUCUGCCAAACCAUGUACAGCAUCGCCAGCCACUUCGAUCCAAAGGGCCUCUUCAUUAACUGGCUCAUGGUCGGCUACGCAACAGUCUACACCAACGCACCCGUUUUCUCCCUCGCCUUCGAUCGCGACGUCGACGAGCGUCUCGCCAACCUCUACCCGGAGCUCUACAAAGAGCUGAAGACGGGCAAAAGCCUGAGCUACCGCUCGUUCUUUGGUUGGAUUCUUAUAUCAGUUUACCAGGGCGCUGUGAUCCAGGGUCUUUCGCAGAUCCUGUUGGAUACCAUUACCGGGCCGCAGUUGAUUAGUGUUUCGUUUACCGCGCUUGUGCUUAAUGAGUUGGGUAUGGUCGCCAUCGCAAUUACCACAUGGCACCCUGUUAUGAUCUUCUGCUUGAUCGGUACUCUGCUCAUCUAUGCGGGCAGCGUGCCUUUCCUGGGUGAGUACUUCGAUCUGAGUUUUGUCAUCACUCUUGAUUGGCUGUGGCGUGUUGCUGUCGUGUUGGCUGUGGCGCUGGUUCCUGUCUGGGCUGGCAAAAUGAUCAAGCAGUCGUGGCAUCCGCCGAGUUACCGCAAAGUUCGAGGAUAA